Molecule: messenger RNA, 6822 nt
Organism: Melanaphis sacchari
Lineage: Eukaryota; Metazoa; Arthropoda; Insecta; Hemiptera; Aphididae
Product: probable G-protein coupled receptor Mth-like 1
Exons: 8
Coding region: 400-2601 (733 amino acids)
Biological process (GO): cell surface receptor signaling pathway; G protein-coupled receptor signaling pathway
Cellular component (GO): membrane
Molecular function (GO): G protein-coupled receptor activity
Source: RefSeq, a predicted model, not a curated record
CCGGCGUAUAACGUAAACCGCGGAGAACACUUUCGGCGUUUUUUUUGAUAUCAAAUAUCAAAAUAAUAAUUAUACUAUCGUUUCCGAGCCGGUCACGUCAUCCGGCCCCGUCUAGGAAACACAGUCCGAUACAGUCAGCAGCACACGGCUGGUUAUCACGAUACACAAAUUCUUUCGUAAAAUAACAAUUAUAAUAUCGUUAACGCGCGACCGUUUGCUGACAGUCGACGUACGAGUAGGAAUCGCCGGCAAUGAACAGCUCGCGAUAAGCACUCCGUUUCGCGCACAAGAAAUUAUGGUGCAGCGGCAGCACAAGUGCGUGGAAGUGAUCGAAAGGUGUCACCCGAACGUGAUCCGUUGUUUCCGGUUCGGAUCUGCAUCGUCGCCGUAGUGGGUACGAUGACGGCACGAGCGUACGUGAUCGCGUGGAUCGCGGCGUGGGCGUCCUGUCCAGCAGCCACCGCCGUCGGCGCCAAGGUGACCAAAUGCUGUCCCAGGGACAUGAUGUUGGCGAUCGACACGUUCUCGUGCACCGGGUUCGUGGCGGACAGCCAGAGCCAGCGCGAGUCGUACGCUUGGUCGUCGGACGACGACUCGGCCGCAGCCACUGCACCGGAAGACUUUACGUUCUCCGUCUCCAACAGCAACUCUAUACCCUGGUGGAUACCUUCCUACAUGGAGUUCCUGCAGGCUUCGAACCUGUCGGCGAAGUUCGAACCGGACAGCCGGUUGUUCGAAAUGGACGGCCGCAUGCCGUGCGACAUAGGCGCCCGGCAGAUGACCAUCAUCGACGAAGACGUGGCCGUGCUGGACGACGGGCGGCUGAUGAUGUUUGGACAGGAAAACCGGUCGGCCGGCGUUUCCGGGCGGCUGACGUUCACCAGCGCCGAGUACUGCGUCGACCGCGUGUCGCUGGUGGACGACAUCACGGUGAACAGAAGUAGCGCCCACAAGACGGCCACGACCGCCCCGGCUACCAGCACGACGCCCGCCGUGACCUCGGCCUCGACCACGACGGCGACGGCGGCGGCGGCGGCGGCGGCGGUCAACGAAACGACGCAGUCCAUCACGUACAGGUACGUGGCGCUCGUGUGCCGGCCGUGCUCGAGGAUGACGUGCGUGCCGAAGUGCUGCGGCAAAGGUCUCAUGCUCGCUUACCAGAAGCACAACAUGAACGACUUCAUCGGGUGCCGGAAGGUGCAGUCCGCGGUCAACGCCACAGCCGCCAUACACAUGAAACUCGCCAACGGCACAGAACUGCAACAUAAGGACCUGUACUUCUACGGCCUGAAGCCGCCGAACUGCGGCACCCGCGGCUGGUACCUGCUUGGCGCGGACCCGAAGAAGACCUCGAAGAAGCCGCAGGCGGGCUACGGCCUGCUGCCGGACGGCCGCGUGCAGGUGGACGGCGGCCGGUUGCCCAUCGAUCGCGACGACUACUGCGUGGACGCGAUGGAGGCCGCCGCGAACACGACGCCGCCCACGUACACGGGCGUGAUGCUCGCCUGCCGACUGGCCGCCGGCGUGGCGGACGCCGCCGGCCCGCUAGCGUUCCGCGAGAUACUGUACGGCGCCUACUUCGUGGUCGGCACCAUAUUCCUGGCCGCCACGCUGCUCAUAUACGCCGUGCUGCCCGAGCUCCGCGUCACCGUCCACUCGGGCAACCUGAUCGCGCACACCGUCUGCCUGUUCGUGUCGUACGCCACGCUGGCGGCCACCACGCUGGUCCGCGGGCUGUUCAACAAAUACGCAUGCGUCAUCGCCGGUUUCGUCAUACAAUUUUCAUUCCUUGCAGCAUUUUUCUGGUUGAACGUCAUGUGUGCAGAUAUUGCAUGGACAUUUAGCGGAUUCAGGCUACUUUUGUCAUCGAAUAAAAUUGAAAACGAGAAGAAAAAAUAUAUCAUUUAUUCAGCUUACGCGUGGGGUUGUAGCAUUGGAAUAACAAUAUUAACAGCUAUAGCUGAAUUCACCCAAUUAUUUAGUGAUCGUAGUUAUAAACCAAAUUUUGGCAAUUACGAUUGUUGGUUUUCUAAUAAAUUAUCAGUCGGUGUAUUCUUUUAUUUACCUAUUGGGUUACUUCUAUCAACCAAUUUCAUACUGUUCUUAUUCACUGCUUUUAGAAUUGUAUUCAUCCGUAGGGGCACGUCAAAAGUAUUGAAUCGUCAAAAUAAUCAUAAUGAUAUGAGGUUGUCGCUGUACUUAAAGCUGUUCUGCCUGAUGGGCGUGACUUUCGUUUUCGAAGUGAUCUCGUGGGCGGUGGAUGCGCCCGCUUACUACUGGUACGCGACGGACGCGAUCAACUCCCUCCGCGGCGUGUUCGUGUUCUUCAUAUUCUGCUGGAAGCGGUCGGUGCUGAACCUACUGCUGGCCCGGGCGCCGGAGUCGGCCCGCAAACGGUUUGUCCGGAUGUUCGGCAUUCGCGAUCCGCACAGGUACCCGAGCUUUUCGUCGUCGUGCCAGCCUAACAAUUUCGGCGCCAACGCCAGCAAGCGGACCCACAGCAGCGGCGCGACGUCAGCGCAGACGGCGAUCAGCGGAUUGCAGCUAUCGCAGUUCGGCAGUUCGUCGUCAGUCGCGACGACGGCGACCGGGAAGAAUUAGUCGGGACGACCGUCGACUAACUUAGAUAUAGAGAGGACUCGUCGUCGUGACACGAUUUUUGGGCGGGGGGAGGGGGUGCACGGAAUGUCGCUUUCAAAACGCGCACGGCGCAUAGUUGAUACAUACAUGGAUAGAAUAACGUGCAUUGUAUUCGUGGGAGGGAUCGAAGGGCAUAAUAUAUAAUAUACUAGUUACCACAAAGCGGUUACAUACAAUCGGAGUUGUGGUAUUAAAAUAUCAGCACUGAUAGUAUUACACUGCAGUAUAAUUACAGUAGUAUAAAGUUAUAACUUUAAAACACAAUAUCAUGACAAAUUAUAGUCGAAUUAGUUGUAUUAUACAACGAUAGUGAAAAAUAAAUAAUACGGAAAUUAAUUGAAUUCAACAUUUCUAGCAGACGGCAAACUAUUUUAAUGUUUUAUUCGUCAUAAACUACAAAACAUAAACAUCAUUAUGGUAACUAUAGUGGAUUCUAUAUUCGAUUAAAUUACCUAUACCUGGUAAUAUCAGUGGCGACAUGUGGGGUUUGCGUAAGGUGGUGCAUAAAUAUUUUUGUGACAUAUAAGGUGUCGAUAAAAUUGUUUUAUACACUUGUCAAAAAUAAUGUACUAAAUAAUGCACAACGAAUUAGUGAACCGCAAAAUUAUCAAAUCGUCAACAGACACAAUCAUCAAUACCAAAAACAAUAACUUUUUUCUUAAAAAAAAAAUUACUUUGAAAAUAAUACUAACUUUAUGAUAUACAUAAUAACUAUAAAUUACAGUUUAAAAAAUAUAAAUUUAUGUUCUCUAGUGCACUAUGUAUAGUAUAAGUCACCACUGCGUAUAUAUUAUAGUUAUAUAGGGCUAUCUUAUUCGUGUAUAUACAUACUAAGUAUGAUACAGUGGUGGAGUUAAGGAAAUUUUCGAUUAAUUUUGUUACACUAAAGUACUUCUGUUAUCGGUCAGUUACACGUGCCAAGAUAUAUUCUGUAGAUAGCACUAGCCGCGUAAUUAAAAAGUAAAAUUCAAUAGUAUAACAUCUCCGACGUAUACAUUUUUAGGAAAACGUUAUAAUAUAUCCUUGUCACGAGCCUUCUAUAUCUUAAUAUGUGGCCAAUUUUUUGAGGACGCCUUUGAUUUGCACUAUUGCAGGAAGCCAAAAAUAGUGUUUAUAAUUUUCGCCAUUGUAGAUAAUCGAGAAUAGUGUUUGCAAUUUGAAAUAUUGAUACAAAGUAUACAUUAUGUUGCAUAUAUUUCGAAUAAAUUUUAGUGGAAAUUAACUACAGCCCUGACCUACAGGUGUAACUCAGAUAGGAGGUGGGUGGUAUAUUAGAUAUUAUCGACAUGGACGCGUAUAAGGACCACAGAGACAGGUUCACCCCGACACCUCUCCACCGCCAAUCAUCCCCUAAGGAGAAUUUGUGAUAUACGGCUUGCAACGAUUAUUCCACAAUAUAAUUUAAAAUUUAUUAUAUUCGAUAAUCGACUUGAGACUCCAAUAGUUAUAUUAUAUACGCAUACACCAGUCACCAGACCAUACAGGUCGUUUAUAUAUAUUAUUAUAUGAAAUAACUAUCUUAUGAUUUUUUUUUUUUUGAGAAAUGCGAUAGAAUUCAUUAUUUUCUCCCUUAGUUCGAUUCACAUGCGUAUUUGACCGCCCGUCGGGUGGAUCCGUCCGCCCGUUCUUCAUACCCUCUGCACCUAACCGCCAUCAACCAUCAACCGUCGCCUGUGCCAUUAUACGAUGCUCUCGGCUGGGGCUCCGAAAUAAAAUAUAUAAUAGGUAUCUUCUGCGACUUAUUUAAUAUGAUCAUUGUAUAAAACGGUUUUCGAACAUUUACUUGUUUUGUCGAUUUAUUAUUAUUAUUUUCAAGUUGGUUUCAAUAAAUUCUUGUACCCAAACGAUACAAUCGUCUGCAGGGGACUAUCCGUCCGACCCAAACCAUUUACAAAGAUCUGCACAUGGUUCAUAUAAUAUAUAAUACACCGGAUACGACCCAUGUCAACGAUUUUUAUGAGUUUCGUGUGUGUGUGUGUGUGGUUUUUAUUCUUAUAAUACUAUUUUCAUAUAUUGAUUUUAUUUAUUUUCUGCUUCAAAGAUCUUUCUUUUUUUCUUUAAAAUUUUUAAAACACGAUUUCUAAACACCAUUAAAAUGACCAUCCCUACGUGGUCAUAAAUAUUUUACAUUUGACAAAGGUUUGACGUGUACCAUAUAUGGAUCGUUUGUAUUGUGUGUUCUCGUAGCAACAAUUGUUAAAGAAUCCUCUUUUCAUUUAUUGUGACCUAAAAACACGUAUUUUAAACACUCACAAUGUACUUUAAAGACAUUUUGUUGGACCACCCUCUACGAGGGACCGUAAUCUGUACACGUGUUUGCCACAUCAUAUUAUACGCAACGCGUACCAGCUAUUUCAUCAUUUUCUGUUUUUUUUUUAAGUUUUAAAAGUAUAAUUCUACCAUACACAUUUUAAGAUAUUAACUUGAUUUUCAAGUUAAGUAUAUAACUUAUGUACAUUUUAUGAAGGCAAUAUCUGAUAUAUUUUUCAUAUGUUUCUCUUUUGCAUCAAGUCGGCUAUCAUCCAAAUUACUAGAGGUCUCGAUUCAUACCACUUUGAUAAGUUCAAUCAUUCAUAACGAGCAAUCGACAUUACAUAUGAAUGCAUUGACAUUUUAUAUGUAACUAAUUAUAAGGAAAUACAAAUUUUGUAUCGGUAAAAAAAUAAAUUAUUAUUAAGUUUUACGAAAGACGGAAGGUGAUAUUAUAUUAUAUUAUAAUUUAGAAAAUGUGUACAUUUGAGCACGUAAUAUAUCGAUAUUUACAAUUAUCAGAAAAUGCAGCAGGACAAUUAUUAUAAUUAUUAUAUGGAUAUUGAGUAUUUUAAAAGUUUAUUAUAGGUACUCUUAAAUAAUAAUAUUUCACGUCAAGUCAAGAAUAUCAUUAUCUGUAUACAUACAUCUGAGGGCUUAUUAUCAACGUCCAGAGGUUAUGACCAUUUUUGAAAAAAAAAACAGUAAAAUAAAUAACUCUGAACCGUAAUAAAACUAAUGGAAAACACGUGUAUUUAAUAUGUCUGAUAAAUCUGACAAUAAGAUAAUAAAAAAAAAAAAACAUUAAUUUUUUCCCUUAUUAUUCCGUUUGAUGUUAAAUUUCAGAUUUUUUAUGUAAGUAGUCCGAUUUUCGUUAUUGAUAAAGUAUUAUCGAAUAUACUUAUUUUGUAUAAUCAAUGAUCACAUGAAAAUAUUACGUCUAUAUUGAAUUUAUACAUAUUAGGAGGGGCCCAUACGUUUAAUUCUGUCUCCCGUAAAGACCAGUUGCUACCGUGAAAAGAGUUUUAUUUUAUAUAUUUUAUAACUAUAUGAAUAAAAUGGAUAAUACUCUAUAAUUUCAUAUACACAACUACUUCAAUAAUUUAUAAUACAUCACAUCAAUACUAUUUUUUUUUAUAAAAUAUUUUAAUCAUUAUAUUAUCAUACUAUAUUGUAUCAUUAUUAUACUAUACACAAUAAAUAUGUGGUAUUACAUCUUUUAAACAUUGUCCCUACUUAUCAUCGGCAGCCAUCACGUUCACCUACCUAAACAUAUAAUGUUGAUCUCGGGUAUAUUGAUUUUUUUGACCUUCAACGAAUAAUGAGACUACACAUAUUAUUACUAUUACUAUUAUUAUAAUUAUCAUUGCGUUGUUGUAUUUUGCUUAUAAUAUAAUGCAUGUAUAUAUAGAAUUACGGUUAAAAUAAUUUUGCUAAAUCGUAAAUGGAAAAUUAUUUUUCGCGCUGCAUCUAUAUUUUUUAACUUUGUUUAUAUUAACAAUAUCUAACUAUCUAAGAUAUUUUAAUAAUAACUGUUUGCUUUAUUUAUACUCACAGUUUUCUUUAAUAUCAAUCAUUCAUAAUUUCCACGUUCACAUAAUCACAUUAUUUUAUAUUAUCUAGUCAUCAUUUAUGACCAAACCGAAUGUACAAAUGAAUAAUUAUUGGUAAAUGUGCUUCGAACAAUUUGUAAACUGAUUUUUAAUAUGUAAUUAUCUACCUUAAUUUAAUCAUAAACUUAAUUUUAUUUAUAUCAUAUACCAUAUAGUUAUAGACAAUUAUAUAGUUUUAUACCUUAUUCAUUAAGGGACUAUAGCAAAUCAAUUUUGUUUAUCUCUGUUCGUUGAACCAGGUAACUUAUGCAAUAUAAUCACAUAAACCUUUAUUAUAUGCUUUGAAUAUAUUACCUAUACAUAUAUAUAUAUAUAUAUA